AGUUCGGGUAAAGUGGAGCGUGUGGUCGUGUUUUUGUUUUACGAAAUACGAUCGUUCUUAUAACGAUGUCGUAAAAUGUUUAAAUGUACGAUUUUAUUUGUAGAAAGGAUAACGAACUCGAGUUACGUUCUUGGUGACAGUGUGUUGCUGAAAUGAUGUGAUAAUUUGGUUUUCAUAAGAAAUAGUGAACAUCAUGGCCAAGUACUAUGUUUCAGUACUGCUAGUGCGGAUAGUGCUGCCUGUCUCUCUCCUGCUUUGUAUAGCACUCCGACCGUUUGGCCUCUCGGUAUUAUAUCUACUACUGUUUUUCUUAGCACCGUUAACACCAGUACCAGAUAGUCGAACAUUUAAAGGAUGGAGCGGCAAAUUUUUGCUCAUCAAUGUGGUGCUAUCAUUUCUGAUGCUACUAAUGCAUGUGGCAUGGCACACGUUACUAGCAUCGGUGGGGUCUUACGGGUCUAUACUCGUUCAGUACCCCAUGAUCAACGUCUUAGGCCACAAUUUGGGUUUCGUGUCCUACUCCUCAAUAGACCCACUUAUGGCCGUCCAUUACAUGCUUCCCGAGAUCAUAAUGACCUCAGUUUCGCUGCUAGUUUAUAUGGUAGUGAAAAGAUUGCUUACAGGCCCGGGAGUGGCAGAAAUAAAGAAAAGUGAUUCUAAAUAUCAGGAGUAUCCACUUGUAACAAGUGCUGGGAAAUAUUUGUGUUUGAUCCUGAUAAUGGUUUCGGGGAUAAUGCGUCCGAGCAUCACCUCUGGGAUAUACUACCUGGUGUUUAUGGGAUCAGCUACAGCGUGGGCCCUGGGCCGGCCGCUCAGCCGCGGCUUCGCAGUCGUGUGCCGCUGCGUCAUGGCCAUCAUGGCUGUCCACGUCACUGUUCUAUUGAUAUAUCAGUACUCCUAUUUAACAACCCUAUACGCACCAGAUAAGGAGUUUGCCAGGUACUUCGGACUGACAAAAUUGGUAAUAAUCAACGAUACAAAUCCAUCACUUUUCACUUAUGAAGUGACAGAUGACCACAUGUGGGGUACGUUAGUGAGCCCUUUUGUCAUUCUGGUCACUUAUUUCAUUCUGGCGAUUGAGACCCGACAACUUUUCAAACCAAAGGCGAAAAGAAAGAGUGCUCUAUCCGGCUUGGAAGAGGGCAAGGUGAACGGUUCUCUGGUGCGCGGCAUAUCCUUCCACCGCGGCAGUCGGAGAGCCGCCAGGGACAAGUGGAAGAAUGCCACUAAAAAAGUUCGACUAAUACGGGUAAACUCGUCGAAAUGGUCGAGUCAACAGGCGAAUGCGAGGCAGAUGCGCCAGGACUCCACGGGCUCUGUGGUUCUUCACGAAGAUGAGUCAACAGUUGAGGAAAGCGAACCCACCUUGAUGGAUGACAUCCUAACAGCUAUCAUCGACUUCUUCCAAGUUCUAGUCAGGUCAUCAUACAUCGCAACUACAAUCACGAUGAUGGCUUGGAGUAUAAUGUUCCAUUCCUGGCUUACAUUCGUGUUCCUAAUGUGGGCGAACAUCGUGUGGCUGUGUCAGGAUGGACGGGGGUUCAUGUUGAAGACCAGUCCCGUGCUCGUGGUGUACGCCAUGCUGCUUCUCAUAGCACAGUACAUAUACGGCAUGAAUCUGUACGAGUCGGAGCUGCCUAGUAAUAUUACGGAAGUGAAUCUCCGUCAGAUAGGCCUAGGCCGUGUCGAAGGGGGCGAAACAUGCGUGCCCUUGCUGAUCAAGUCUCUAUUCACGUGCAUGUUCUGGGUAACACUGCGCCAACGCAUACAAGAUAUCAGACAGCGUCGCCAGUCCGCUGUAAUUGCAGACAUGGCCGCCCCUCUUCAACUGACAGCUUCUACAGCAGCCAGCGUUAUAGAUGCAAGACGCGACGAAGAGAAUCGUUCGCGGUUGAUGCGGUCCCUGGGAGAGAUACUCCGUGCUUUGUGCGCGAGAUACUGGAUUUACGUCGUAGUCAUCAUGUUGUUUGUCAUCGGCGUCACUGGAGAGCGCAUGACUAUCUUCAGGAUCAUUUAUAUGUUCCUCUUCUUGGCGUUCAUACUUAUGUUCCAGAUAAGUUGGUACUGGUGGCGAAAAACAAUGUACAUGUUUUGGAUAGUGGUGAUCGUGUACUCGAUGAUAAAUCUUAUUCUAAUUUAUGUCUAUCAGUUCGAUAACUUUUCCAAGUUGAUAGAAAAAUAUUUGUUGAUCAACGAAAGUUUACAACAAGACUUAGGUUUGGAGCCGUACGAUCCCGCGGAUCUAUUCGUCAAAUUACUAACGCCAACAUUGUUCCUUAUAAUUACAAUUAUGCAAGUUCAUUAUUUCCAUAAGGACUUUAUGGCGUUGUCGGAUCAGAAGACUAGGUCGAAUAGUUUGACACCUAAUCAACCAGAUUCCAAUAAGCCAAGUCAAGAUGGUGCUUCCACACUAAAUAAUGACGUGCCUCCAUUGCCAUCUGAGGACGCAAACGCACGUUCACUAGCCGCCACUGAGGCAGACCAAUCCAUCGAGCUCUCUUCUUUGACCACUGGACUCCGGCGGCAAUCUGUGGCUAGGAAAUCGACAUCUCGAACGAUGAUGCGAUCGCCGGCGACGGAGAAACGUUCCACGGGACUGUUGUCUGUCGUCAAACGCGCCUACCACGCGUCCAAGCAAACCGCGCAAGAAGUUAUCGAUAGAUUGUUCAUAUAUCUCGAUAUACAUCUCAUCAAGAUCGUCUUCAUUUCCUUGAUGCUGCUUUGCGUUAUGAAUGUAUGCGCGAUGCAUGUUCCAAUAAUGUUAAUGAUCGCGCCUGCUUUGUGGUUCAAUGCGGGCAAACAGCGCGUUUGUGUGCUCUUCAUAUCCACACUUAUAAGUAUCUACUUCAUGGCCAAGAUGGUGUACCAAAUAGAUUACAUCAAACAUUAUAGCUUCGAUGUCAAUUGUUCCUCUUCAUUCCCUGAUGAAAAUAGAACAUCAAAUUAUUCAUCAUUCAACAAUGCGGAAUGGUUAGGUUUUAAAAAAGCCACGCCCGAAAAACCUCUGGUGACUGUUCUCAAAGGAUACAUCGGCCUUCUAUCAAUCUUCACAUUUUAUUCUCUUGUCACAUAUAGGCAACAAUCUCUUAAAGCAUCAGGAGAAUUGCCCAAAGAAAGGAUCAAAACAAUAUUCCCUGAAGUCACGCGCAAGGAAGCAGACGAUGAUUUAGUUCAGUGCAUGAAAUAUUUACUUAAUUAUGGAUUUUAUAAGUUUGGUGUAGAAAUUACAAUGAUAUGCCUAAUGGGAGUCAUAGGGUCUCGUAUGGACGUCUACGCAGUGUUAUACGCGGGCUGGCUCUUAGUACUGGUGUCUAUCGGCCGUACGGCACAGUCCCGGCUUUGGCCAGCUUUCACUGCCUGCAUUACCUUCUUAGUACCUGUACAGUAUAUGAUAGCCGUGGGAUUCUUGCCGCAAUUCUGCGUCACGUACCCUUGGGAUUCUGAUGAUACGCAAAUGAAACACGUCCGUUCAUGGAUGUUCCUGCCUUACGCCGAGCAGCCUCCUCACGCAUACAAAUUGAUCUUCGAUUUCUUCUUAUUACUGUUCGCGACACGCCAAUUGAAAGUAUUCCGUACUGAAAAGAUUCAUGGCGAUCAGUAUCCCGGGGGUUGCAAUAGCGAGAAAAUUGGCAGUGAUUGGGAGACUCCAAACUUUAGGAACCCAGUGCCUGAUUUCCUUGGUUAUGUUGGGUCUUGGCUUGACGUGGUGAAACGCAUGGUGUUCUUAGGCAUGCUAUGGGUGACGCUCGCCAUUAUGUUCAUGACGGGCACCAACCGAGUCAACCUGUUCUCUAUGGGGUACCUUGUCGGAUCCUUUAUAUUCUUGUGGCAAGGAACCGACUUCUAUUUGCGUCCUAAAGAAGCCAUAUUGAAAUGGUGGUCAUGGCUAGUCCGCUACAACGUGUCAGUGGUAGUCGUGAAGACACUACUACAGAUCCCGGGCUGUAUGUUCAGCACAGUGAUGCAGGAGCACGCGUGUUGGCUGGUCCAACUCCUCGGCAUCGGCUGUGUCGACAAGUUCGCGGGCGGCAAUAUCGCGAGGUUCAUUAAGAUGCAAUAUACUAAAGAAGCAGCGUGUUCCGUUCCUCAAGAGGAUAUAGGGCUGGCGUGGGACGGCGUUUGUUUUGCUUUCCUCAUACUACAGCGAAGACUAUUCCACAGCUACUACUUUUACAGAGUCAUAGACGAAAGCAAAGCCACCACGGUACUUGCUUCCAGGGGCGCAGAGUUGAUAGAAGAACUUCGUCAGAAACAAAUGAAAGUCCAGGAGGACCAAGAAACGAGAAUCCUUGAGAAAAUAAAAGUUAAAAUGGAGAGGAUUAAGGCAAACCAGAAGAAAAUACAAGGGGCUCUGGCUAGGGAACCAAUACAUCAUGAUAGAGGAGUAGAAUCAGGUUCGGAUGCACAGGCUAAACGCCGCGUGUUCGCAAAUAGACACGAAGUGCGGGACAGACCGACAUAUAGGCCGCCAGCAAGCCAUCAGAAGGCGAUCCGCUCCGGGGACUAUUACAUGUUUGAUGAGUUUGACGAUACGGAUAUUCAUAUGAAAGAUGAUGAAUCUAGUUCAGAUGAAGAUGCACCUAGAGAAAUGGGAUUCGGCAAGCUGCUGUCCACGCUGAUCAAGACGGACAUGAAGCGCGCCGUGACGCUGCGCCGCGCCUCCGCGCCCAACGUGCGCACCACGCGCCACGUGUCGCUCGCCAGCGACCCCGUCUCCUACCCGCAGCUUCCUCGCAAGGCGUCAAUGCAGAUGCAGCCUGAUGCUCCGCUAACGGAGCAGGACCAAGAGGGGCCGUUGACCGAGAUGGACGAAUUUGCACCAUUACCGGUACACGAGGAGACUACGAUGGACAAAGUAAAGCAGUUCGGUGAGACGGCGUGGGCGUUCAUAUCGAGCUUACUCGUGUCGCUCACACGACACUUGAUGAAGUUCUCACGAGAUUAUCGAUAUGUAUCUAAAACGCUGUCCAUUGAGAAGAAAAUACUGAAGGAGAAAGAAGGCUUCGGCAUCGGAAUAAGAGAAGGAUCGCAGAUGAUAUGGGAACCACUGCCCGAAACCUUAGCGAAACACAACAACGUGACAACGCUUGAGGAGCAAGACGACUCGAUGUUCAAACAGGAUCGCUCGCCCUUCGUGCACCUUGGUUACGCGCUGUGGUAUGCAGUAUUAGCACAUACGGAUAUAGUGUGCUAUGUCAUGGUGUUUAUUAAUCAGAUACAAUCGGCAACAAUACUGUCGAUACCUCUUCCGCUUAUGGUGUUUAUGUGGGGUACCCUCACCAUACCGAGACCUACCAAGACGUUCUGGGUUACCUUAAUUGCAUAUACCGAGGUGAUUGUCCUUAUAAAGAGCAUGUUCCAAUUCGAGAUUCUACCUUGGAAUCAGAAAGUGAUACCCGCAAACAUGCCGUUCACGGCCCCCCGUAUCAUCGGAAUAGAGAGGAAAUUCAAUUACGCUCUCUACGAUCUACUUUUGCUACUCAUCAUCUUUUUGCAUAGGUUCAUGUUGAAAUCACUAGGUCUCUGGAAGGAAUCGACGCCAGACAUCGAGUUGCGAGAAGACAUGGAGUACCCACUGAACGAGGAGGAUACUCAGUUAGUCGCUGAAGGUCAUAUUACUGAAGUAGGACGCAAGUACGUCAAGCUACACGACAUGACGGGCCCGCCUGAAGCCCCGCAAGCAGAGAGCAGUCCUCGCCGCGGUGCAGGUUACGACAGCCCGGGGCCACCCGGCUCGGAGUUCGACGACAACGAGGCAGGGCCCUCCAAAGCGCCGGACGACGAUCACUACAAUGUGAACGACGAUAAGGAACCUAUAAUAGCGGUGUCCACGACAUUGGAGAACUCGUACAAGCAUUACCCAGAAGUGAUGCUUUUGUCAAUAAAGCGUUACCUCCGUCCGAUGCACCUGUUCUUCGAGCGCAUGUUGGCGCCGGGAGCGAGAGUGACGGCCGACAUCUACGCUUACAUGUUCCUCUGCGAUUUCUUCAACUUCCUCGUUGUUAUAUUUGGAUUUGCCGCGUUUGGAACGCACCAAGGCGACGGCGGUGUACAAGCGUACUUAGAAGAGAACAAAGUCCCGAUUCCUUUCCUCGUGAUGUUGAUCCUACAAUUCGCGCUGAUCGUCAUCGACCGAGCGCUGUACUUGCGCAAGUUCAUGUUGGGCAAGAUUCUGUUCCAGUACGCGCUUAUUAUAGGCGUGCAUAUAUGGAUGUUCUUUGUACUGCCGUUUAUUACUGAGAGGACAUUCAACGCUCUCCUACCGCCGCCGAUGUGGUACAUGUUGAAGUGUAUCUACUUGCUGCUGUCGGCGUAUCAGAUCCGCUGCGGCUACCCGCGCCGCAUCAUCGGCAACUUCCUCUGCAAGUCCUACCACUUCCUCAACAUGGUCUUCUUUAGAGGCUUCAUGGCAAUACCGUUCCUAUUUGAGCUGCGAACUCUAAUGGACUGGAUAUGGACCGACACUUCAAUGAACCUCAUGGAUUGGCUCAAAAUGGAGGAUAUUUUCGCCAGCGUUUUCUUACUAAAGUGUUCCCGAUACUUAGAGGACGAGUUCCCGCAGCCCCGCGGCUCUAAGAAGUCCAACUCCUCUAAGUAUAUACUGGGCGGCGGCGUACUCGCCUUCGUCAUCGCCAUCAUUUGGUUCCCCCUCGUCUUCUUCGCAUUUGGAAACUCUGUCGGUCAACCCAAUCCACCGACUGAUGUCACAGUUAAGAUCCGCAUUGGACCGUUCCUUCCUGUUUACCAAAUGUCUGCUCAAUCACACAAUAUCGAUGUUUUCACGGAACAAGACUACACGCAGCUGAGCAACAUGUACGCCCGCGACCGCACGGCGCAGACGUUCCUGUCCAACUACAUGUACAACGACGUCGCCGUCAUCACCAUCAACCCCAACUCCACGCUCAAGUGGGAGAUCUCGCCGCCUGAGCUCGACCGACUCAAGAGAGAAGCCGCUUCUAAUGCAACAUUAAUGGUGAAGUUCACAUACGUGAUCACUCACCCGACGAACGCGGUCCCGAACCCACCGACUAUAGAGGACGACCGCGAAGUGCCGCUCAAGGCGUUCGAGGACGGCGUACCCAACCCUGAGAGAGAAACACUAAGGAAACUGCUGGACGGGACGUCGGGACCAGAUACAUGGUUAAACGUGAAGGAUUUGUUCCCGAAGUUUUUGAAAGUAUUCAACAAAGGCACAACUAAACCGGCGUACCAGCUAAUACCGAGGUCAAUAGAUGAAGAUGAGAACUUAGAAGAAGAAGAGGAUGAAAUUGUAUACAGAGACGUUUUAAUGCGAUUGGAGAGAGAUAAUGAAAAGGAUGUCAUGUACUGGCGUGUUCGAGAGUCCUGUGGUCCCCGGGAUCCCUUGUUGUCGAUACCGCUUAACAACUGCGAUAUGCUCGUGAUGUACACCUUUAACGACAAACUGUUCCCAGAGACGCUAAACUUUAUAUCUGGCAGUGGUAUCAUCGGACUAUACACCACAUUCGUAUUCCUGGCGUCCCGUGUUCUCCGAGGGUUCUUCUCAGGCAUUUACACUAGAAUCAUGUUCGAUGACUUGCCGAACGCUGAUAGAGUGCUACAACUCUGUCUUGACAUUUAUCUGGUUCGAGAAGCACUCGAACUGGCCUUGGAAGAAGAUCUAUUUGCUAAAUUAGUGUUCCUGUACCGAUCACCUGAAACUAUGAUCAAGUGGAGUCGGCCGAAGGAAGAGGAGAACAUAGAACAACGGGCACUGCCGCCCUCUCGCUGAAGCGGCGUCAUACCAAUUCUGAGAACUAUUUACGACGAUUCGUCUACUUCUUAAUAGAUCAAGCCUGAAGCUAAAGCAUCUGAAAUCAUGACAUCAGAAGUGUCAUAGCAUACAUGGACACGUUUGUAUAGUUUUUUGUAAGUAUGUAGCUUUAUUUUUUAUACUCCAGUACAUCUGCCAAUUUGUAUGCUUUUAUUAUGCAGAUAAUUAUGUAUCAUUAACAGUUCAAUUAAUUAUUUUACAAAUCAUGAAUGUAAUAUGAAAAUUAGGAGGCGUUAAGUACGAGGUUUUAGCUGAAUAUUUUGUGGUUUAGUCCUGACUUGACGUCCAUAGUGUAUAAUUAUGUAUUUAUAAUUUAAUUGUGAGAAUGCAUACACUAUGCAAACCAUUACAUCGAUCAUAGAUACGUAAGUUGUACAGUAAAAUAGUUAUAAUUUAAGAAUAAUUUAUGGUGCAUAUUUUAUAAAUUCAAUUCAGAAGUUUCUAAAUUUACGAUAUCUGCAAUCUUGUUCCUACAUUUUAAUGAUGUCAUCUUCACAAAUAAAUUUAUUUUGUUGACGUCAAUCAAACAAAAUAAUAAUCUUCACUGUGAAUAAUGUCCAUAAUAUUCAUGAAUUUUUGCACCUUUAACUAAAGCGCACAAACAAGAAGUAGUAUAUAUUAUGUACUUAAAAAUUUAAUUUGUGCAUUCCUAGAAUAUAAAUAUUAAAAGCUCUCUUUUUAAUUUCAUAUUGCGAGCUCAUAGUUACCUUCUUAUUGUUAUUUUAGGUACUCUUUAGAAUAAUACCUGUUGUUCUUGUAAUGUCUUUCAUUCUUGUUCGAAAGUUACCAGUAAAGUACUUGCAUUGUACUAUAAAAUGUGUUAUGUGCAAUAUUUAAAAGGAAUUAAGUAAAUUAUUGUUUAUCAGCACACACACUCCUAUGUAGGUAUUUUUUAUAUAAUUUACUUAUUCAUUCAAACACAGAUUUAUUUAUACCUCAAUUUUUAAACCUUAUUGUUGCAUUUGAUAUUACUUAAAUAAAUUAUUGGAGUAAGAGAAUUAUUAUACAUAUUGUACACUUUUGUAUUGUGGUUGUUGUGUUUAAGCUGCAUUUAAUGUUGUCGAUUUGUGAUAAUAAAAGUCAUAUGAAAUGUU
Molecule: messenger RNA, 8886 nt
Organism: Helicoverpa armigera (cotton bollworm)
Lineage: Eukaryota; Metazoa; Arthropoda; Insecta; Lepidoptera; Noctuidae
Gene: Piezo
Product: piezo
Exons: 53
Coding region: 194-7750 (2518 amino acids)
Cellular component (GO): membrane
Molecular function (GO): mechanosensitive monoatomic ion channel activity
Source: RefSeq, a predicted model, not a curated record